This is a messenger RNA of Triticum turgidum subsp. durum (durum wheat), 1527 nucleotides long. The record is from the annotation of a GenBank genome assembly. Lineage: Eukaryota; Viridiplantae; Streptophyta; Magnoliopsida; Poales; Poaceae.
AUGUUCCGCAUGCGCCUCCGCAACUCCUCCACCAUGCCCAUGUCCCGCAUCGGCCUCCUCCUCCGCCGCCUCUCCUCCUCCUCCUCCUCCUCCUACUUCUCCACCUCCACCUCGCCACCCUCACGGUCACGGUCAUGGUCUCCCCGCGACGCCUUUGCCGCGGCCACGGAGCGCGUCCGUGCCGGGACGCUCAGCCCGGAGGACGCACACCACCUGUUCGACCAAUUGCUACGGCAGGACACUCCGGUCCACGAGCGCUCCCUGGGCGGCUUCCUUGCCGCCCUCGCCCGUGCGCCAGACUCAGCUGCCUGCAGAGACGGCCCCGCCCUCGCCAUCGCCCUCUUCAACCGCGUAUGCCGAGAAGAAGCAGGCCGGCCGGUGGUGCCGCCCACAGUCUACACCUACGCCAUCCUGAUGAACUGCUGCUGCCGCGUGCGUCGUCCGGACCUAGGGCUUGCCUUAUUUGGCCGCCUCCUAAGGACAGGCCUCAAAACAAAUGAGAUCGUCGCCAGCACCGUCCUCAAGUGCCUCUGCUGCGCAAAACGGACAGAUGAAGCAGUAAACGUGCUGAUUCAUAGGAUGUCCGACCUCGGCUGUGUGCCAAAUGAGUUCUCAUACAAAACAGUUCUGAAGAGCCUGUGUGAAGAUAGCAGGAGCCAGCGAGCGCUCGAUCUGCUCCGGGUGAUGGCAAAAGGAGAUGGCUGCUCCCCCUGCGUGGUGUCAUACAGCACUGUCAUCUAUGGCUUCUUUAAGGAAGGAAAAGUAGGCAAGGCAUGCAAUCUAUUUCAUGAAAUGACGCAGCAAGGCGUUGUGUCUGAUGUGGUGACAUAUAACUCAAUUAUCGAUGCACUGUGCAAGGCCAGAGCUAUGGACAAGGCUGAGCUAUUCCUUCGGCAGAUGGUUGAUGAUGAUAUUCGACCGAAUGGAGUGACAUAUAAUGCAAUGAUCCAUGGAUAUUCCACUUUGGGCCAGUGGAAAAAGGCGACUCAAAUGUUUAGAGAAAUGACAAGCCGCGGUCUUGUACCAGAUACUGUCACUUGGAACUCAUGCAUGGCCUCCCUCUGCAAGCAUGGAAGAAGCAGAGAAGCUGCAGAACUUCUUUAUUCCAUGGCUGCGAAGGGCCACAAGCCUAAUGUCGUAUCCUACUCUACUUUGCUUCAUGGGUAUGCAAACGAAGGGUGCUUUGCUGAUAUGGUUAAUCUCUUUAAUUCAAUGGUAGGCAAAGGUAUUGUACCGGACCACCAUGUUUUCAACAUAUUCAUUAAUGCAUAUGCUAAGUGUGGGAUGAUGGAUGAAGUUAUGCAUAUGUUGACUGAAAUGCGGGAACAAGGAAUGAGUCCGGAUGUGUGCACCUAUGUAACCAUAAUAGCUGCACUUUGCAGAAUGGGUAGGCUGGCUGAUGCUGUGGACAAUUUUAAUCAGAUGAUUGGGAAGGGAGUACAGCCAAGCAAAGUUGUUUAUCGCUCCUUAAUUCAGGGAUUCUGUACACACGGUGAUUUGGUGAAAGCGAAGGAGUUCAUUUUUUAA